This is a messenger RNA of Penaeus vannamei (Pacific white shrimp), 3725 nucleotides long. Lineage: Eukaryota; Metazoa; Arthropoda; Malacostraca; Decapoda; Penaeidae. The record is from RefSeq and is a predicted model, not a curated record.
GUACACAUAUUCCAGAAGAAUCCUCCUGGGUCUAAUUUUCUCCGUGGUAGGAGACGCCCUGCUAAUUUGGGAAGACUUUUUCGUCCAUGGUUUGGGCGCAUUCCUGGUGGCUCAAAUAUUUUACAUCUCUGCCUUUGGCUUCAGGCCUUUCAACAUUUACGUCGCUACAGUCUGCUAUUCAUUAAUGGCUUUAGGAAUAUACCUUUUGAUGCCUGGAACUUAUGGAGCCAUUAGCUUUGGCAUGCCAGUCUACACCUGCCUUCUGCUGACCAUGGUGUGGCGUGCAGUUGCCAGAGUUCAGCUUUUUGAGGAAUUAUGGACUUGGACAAAGCUGUGCUCCUGUGUUGGAGGCAUUCUGUUUGCUGUGUCAGAUUCUCUCAUUGGUUUUAAUUCCUUCUACUGCCAUGUACCACAUUCUCAGGCUAUUAUCAUGAUUACAUACUAUGCAGCACAACUGGGAAUUUCACUCAGUGUUGUGGACAGCAAGGCAAGCUACCUUGACUCUUUACGCGAUGUAAAGCCUCAGACUGACAUGCAACGUUGCUGUUCACAGCCAGUGUCAGACAGCGAAGAUGAACUGAGACAAGACCGUUCACCUUGCAACAUCAGGGCUUCCUUUACAGAUAACAACAGUACCUUGAUUCAGCGAAAGAUUGUCUCCAUGAAUAGUACUCAUUAGGCAUUAUGACUCUGGUUUAAAGACAAGUAGAUUAAAAAGGAAACAUUUUUAUGGUAUGUACAAUAGUCAGCAUAGACCCUUUCAUCAAACAUGAUAUAUACACAUCAGUGUGUGCCAAGUCUUCUUCACACAUCUGAUGUCUUAUCCUUUGGGACCAGGUUAAGUAUUGCAAGAGCUCAGGUGUGAAUUUGCAUCUCUCAUAAUUUUGAUUUCAAGGGUUUGUGGAUUGGUCUAAAAAUUAGAGAGAUUUUUAUCUCUCCAUCCACUUAAUUAUACCAAAAUAUGUUUCAGUGAUAAUGUAUAGUCAAUAGCUCAUUUCAAUUUUUAAAAAAUUCUUUAUAAUUUUUUGUACAUGUUUAUCAUUCUUCUAUACCUUUCUUGUGUUUGUAAAUAUCUAUCUAGGGCAUUGUGUCAGUACUCUCACAUUUGCUCAAGAAUUGUGAUGCAGUCAUUAUGUAAUGUCUAGAAAAUAUGUCUUUCGUACUGGUACCAGAUUGGUUGUGCAGAUUAAAAGAACAACAUAUGAAAAGCUGCUGCUAUUAAAAAAGUAGGUAUAGAGAAAAAAUCUAAACAUUGAUCAUUUUAUACACAUAUCUUUGUUUCUCUUGUCUGUCUACAUACAUACAUACAUUUAAAAAGACAUCUACAUACAUAAAUACACAUAAAAAGUUCUUGCUUUAUUCCAUACCAUAAAUCAAUUUGCACUGGAGGGCCGUGUCUUCCUUCAGCAAGAGACUGCACCACAGUCAACUAAUACAAUGUAAGAGCAUGACAUGUGAUAAAAGCAACAUCAGAAGGAAUACCAAAGCAAUGUGAUUUAUUUAUUCUUGAUAUUCUAUUUACCAAGCUGGUUCCUGUUGCCCCUUGUGGUUGGUUUGCAGAUUUGAUAGGGUUAGAAGCAUGUUUUCGAUAGAACUAAUCUUUGUUUAUAAAUGCAUGUGUGACUUACAGUAUUUUAUGGCAGGGUUAUUUAAUGUUUUAUAUUCUAUAGAGGACAUGUGUUUAAAUGGAUUGUUGCAAAACUGGUAGCAUGAGAGAUGAUUCUUCUGACUUACAAAGCGGUGGAUAUUACUAGAAUCUCGUAAAUCUUUUUGAUCUAUCUAUUUUCCUUUCUUAUACCGAAAGAGAGAGUAUGGUUGGAAUGAAAAAAUGCUGGAGAUUUUUUCCAUAUUGGGCAGACUGUAAAUAUUACCUGUGGAGAGACUUAAUGCCCCAACCUGUCUGGCAAUGUACAAAAUGUUUUCCUGAUCAGUGGAGUGGUAGCCUAUUUAUUUUUCUAUGGUGUUACUGGGAAAAGAGAAAAAAUGGAACACACACAUUCCUGACUGACUGAAAUAAAUAUUGUUUUCUUACUGCAUUCAUGUGAAAAGUACAGAACAGAAUAUCAAAACUUUGUAGUUAUGUAUCUCAUUGCUACCUCACAUUUAGAUAUUUUGACAUUCUGAAAAGCUUGAUGUGAAUGUACUACAGACUUUGUUUAUAUUUCGUAUGUUGAACAGUAAUAACAAAUAGCAUAAUUCAAUUCUAAUAUUCUAAUAAGGAAAGGGGUUUAAAUGGAUGUUCAUUAAUAAUAUUUAAGCCUAGGAGUAGCAAUGUGUCUAAAUUUAAUAUCUAAAUAUACAGUGUUUUCAUAUAGGUAAAUUUGAAUUUUUGUAUUUAUUUUUUUAUUUUAAGUAAUAGGUUUGCUUGAACCUCAAGCCUAUGACUAUCAUCUCUUUCCUAAAUGUUCUGCAUCAUGGAUAGUUUUUUUCUGAUUUGUAUUUUUAAUUUGUACCUAAAACACUAUUUAAUUUUGUUUCCUAAUUAUAUAUAAAAAUGUCCACAUUUCUUUUCUAUUGUUAUUGUUAUUAUUUUCCUCUCCUUUUGUCUGUUAUUACUACCAUUUCAUGCAAAAAUUUAACAAUUUUUGGAUCACUUGCAAAUGGCAGUCAUAACUACGAUUGUUGAUUUUUUUUCAUAAACAAAUUGAUAAAAUUCAGGGCUCAUCUGUAAGGGUGCUCAAUUGACCCUUCAGAAAAUUAAUUAUGAGGCUGAAUUGAUAAUAUUUGUACAUAUAAUCCAUACAAUGAAGUACGGUUAUACAUGUAUCAAUAACAGUUCUUGGUAAGCCAGUGACCAUAUCUAGCAAUUUGUCUCCUCAAACAGUACGCAUUCAAAGAAGGGCAGCCCUGUUUGUUUUGGCGCUGUCUUUUCUUAAGUAUUCCUUUUGGGGCAAUUUCCCAUGAAGAAAAUUUGAAAACUGAAAUUGUCCAAGAGGGUCAGUUUUAGACAAAUGUCUGUUGCCUUGUGCAGUCAACCAUUGAGCCUGGAAGAGAUUGGUAUCUGUAACUGAUUUAUUUAAUUUUGAAUUGUAUUACCCAGUGUUUCUGUAUAUAUGUAUCUUUUUUUGCGAAUAGAGUUGAUUUUAAUGUAUUAAAGUAAAACAACCUUGUCCUUUGCAAUAAUAAGCAUUGAGUAUGAUCAUAAAAAGGUGCUGAUUUGAGCAGUGUUUCUUAUUUUCGUUUAGUUGGAUUAUUUUAACCAUAGUUUUCAUAGGAAGAGGUUGAGCAUGUAGUUGCACUUGGUUUAUGGAUUGUUGAUAUAUAUUAUUUUUUAUCAGUAUUCAGAAAACUUAUUGCAUAUUUUGUUGUAAUACUUGUUGUAUGACUAAGAUGUAAAGGUUCACUGGAACAAGUGUUGCAUUGUGUCCACCAAUUCUUGAGACAGAUACACAAUGGCUUUCAUUAUGUGUAUAUAGUUUUUGGAGUAAACAGAAACAAGCAUGAAAGGUGCUCAAUAUUCAGUCAGAAGAGACAAGUCAUUUUUAAAUGUUAUGACUAUUUUGUAAUUCUAAAGCCAUUUUCAGAAAUAUUUUUUACAUAUAUGAUCAACAAGAUAACAUAUAUUUCUUAUACACAGGCUGUUCAAUAAUUCAAUAUACAGAGGAAAUGAGUGCCAAUGUCUUAUAUAACAUCUGUUGUUUAUUGCUACACUAACCUUUGGGCUAAAAGUUUGCUCGAACAGGUUAGACCAUUGUAAACAUUAAAGCAGUUAUUCUAUUAUAUGA